Messenger RNA from Exserohilum turcica Et28A, 476 nucleotides. RefSeq lists its product as uncharacterized. The transcript has a single exon. The annotation marks the transcript as partial. NCBI's taxonomy places the organism in Eukaryota, Fungi, Ascomycota, Dothideomycetes, Pleosporales, Pleosporaceae. The record is from RefSeq and is a predicted model, not a curated record.
CUUGAUGGCGGCGGUGCCAGUGUGUGUGUGUGUGUGUCUCGGCCCGGUCCUGGGACGGAUUGACAGAGUGUUUUCAGAACACUAUUGGUGUGUUCAACAACCUAUUCAUAUUCCACUAACCUCGACAAGUGCUAAGAGAAGAAAGAAAAGACGUGAUUCUGUUGCUCUCCGACCGACCGUCUAGCACAUACACUCGUCACUCCAAACCGCGCGGCAAGACACACACGUCGCUUCUCUCCCUGCAUCCCCACAAUGUCUCUGCCAAACCUCGAAGCAAGCGCUAUGCACACUUUUCCCACACCCAUCCUUGCACCACGCAAGAGCUUGUGCCACCAGGACAUCCAGACAAAUCGCACAAUGAUCGCCUUGGGUGCUGCGGCGCGGCACGUGAAAGCAACCCUGACAAGCGCAAUCGGCGUCGGGCCAGUCUGCGCGACACACCGGACAGGUAAGUGAUCUGUCGUCGACGAGGCAUU